AUGGCCUGUCCUUGCACGUGCAACCGAGGGUGUUCUUAUCGGGUUGUGGGAAGGAAGCACCAAUCUCGGCUUUUAACUCGGCUCGGCUCUCGCUUCAACUGCUCUUACUUGCACAUCACAGUUACUGCUACCACUACAAAACUACUGACGCGAAGGCGUGGGCCCUCCGCUAGUAUGGUACCAUCGUACGAAUUAACUGCAAAGCAAUCGGUACAAAGUUUUGCAAAUUGGUACGAAGUUUUGCGAGCUCUGGCUAUUGCUGAUAUCCAUCUAGUCUAUACCUCGUAG
This is a messenger RNA of Dovyalis caffra, 288 nucleotides long. The record is from the annotation of a GenBank genome assembly. NCBI's taxonomy places the organism in Eukaryota, Viridiplantae, Streptophyta, Magnoliopsida, Malpighiales, Salicaceae.